This is a messenger RNA of Hymenoscyphus albidus, 1023 nucleotides long. The record is from the annotation of a GenBank genome assembly. NCBI's taxonomy places the organism in Eukaryota, Fungi, Ascomycota, Leotiomycetes, Helotiales, Helotiaceae.
AUGAAGUCCUCAAUCAUCGCCGUUGCGUCCCUUCUCGCAGUCGCAACAGUCGCUCAACCCCACGGCCACCAGCACCGUCAUCAACAUCAACAUGUGAAGAAAGCAGCGCCUCCAGCACCUCCAGUCGUCGUGGUCACGGAGAUGGUCUCAACCACCACCACUGUUGGCGUUACCACCACCAUCUGGGUGAGCGAAGGUCAAACACCUUCCCCAACACCAACGCCUACACCUUUACCCACACCCAGCCCUGCUCCAUCUUCGUCCCCCGAGCCAGCUGCUCCCUCUGUCGCUCCUCCUGCUCCUCCAGCCGAGCCCAAGCCUGAGCCAACAAAGCAACAAGGAGCACAAUUUUUCGAGCCCGACCCAUCCCCUCCAAGUCCUCCUCCAGCUGCUCCAACCAAGCCGAAUGAUCUCCCUCCAGCUGCGCCAACUACAUCCGCUGCUCCAGUCCCAGAAAACAAGCCCGCUCCUCAACCGGAAGCUCAGGCUCCUCCACCACUUCCAAUCGUCGUUCCAUCCCCAAGCCUUGCUCCUGUUCAACCUCAGGUCGUUGCGGCGCCACCUCCUCCCGCCCCUUCUCCAGAAACCGCUCCGGCUCCAGCACCGGCUCCAGCACCUGCACCAGUUUUAUACGGAGGUUCAUCCGGAGGCGGUUCAUCGAGCGGCGGUUCAUCUGGUGGUAAAACUUCAUAUGGCAAAUGUACCAAGGGUUCACCAUGCACAGGAUCCACCUCUUACUACGAUAUCGACGGUCUUACUGCCUGUGGAACCCAGCCCGAUGGUAAAUCUGAGCCUGUCGUCGCCAUGUCCUCUCUCUUGAUGGGAACUAAAUCCAACGGCAACGAAUAUUGUGACAAGACCAUUACUGUCACUUACAAGGGUGCCACUGUUGUCGCUAGAAUUGUUGACAAAUGCCCAAGUUGUGCAAUUGAAGGUCUUGACCUGUCACACGCUGCCUUCAGAGCCCUGACUCCAGAUUACGAGGUCAUUGGUCGUGACCAGACCUCUUGGUACUUCAACUAG